Messenger RNA from Cryptococcus wingfieldii CBS 7118, 777 nucleotides. RefSeq lists its product as hypothetical. The record is from RefSeq and is a predicted model, not a curated record. Bases 1 to 777 code for a protein of 258 amino acids. Gene Ontology annotation, cellular component: mitochondrion; peroxisome. The transcript is spliced from 3 exons. Gene Ontology annotation, molecular function: glutathione peroxidase activity; glutathione transferase activity. NCBI's taxonomy places the organism in Eukaryota, Fungi, Basidiomycota, Tremellomycetes, Tremellales, Cryptococcaceae. Gene Ontology annotation, biological process: glutathione metabolic process.
AUGCACCCCUUCCCCCUCCCCGCCUCCAACAUCAGCCCCGCCUUCUUCUCCCGUCCCGAACAGCGCACCAUGACCUUCCUCACAGCCCCGCCCCCGCUCGCAGAUACCAUUACCCUCCAAGUUUACUACGGCGUAUCUUCCCCUUGGGCCUUUCUGGGCGCACCAGAGAUCGAUAGGAUAGCCAAGCAGUAUGGCUUGACUAUCUACUUGAAACCCAUCACCGUCAUUGUCGAGAAUGGUGGUAUCAGACUCAAAGCCCGACACGAAGCCCGUCAAGCAUACCACGCCCUCGACCUCAUCCGCACCGCCCAAUUCCUCCAAAUCCCACUCAAAUCAUCCCCCAAAUACUACCCCCAACCUCCCGGCGGCAUCGAGCUAUCAGCACAGGCCAUCAUCCGUAUUCAGCGCAAGUUUGGGGUAGGCGCGAGGGAGGCGAGGCGGUUUUCGUAUCAGGUGCAGAGGUGUAUAUGGGAGACGGAGGAGGGGGAUCAUUGUGAUUUGGAGGUACUGAAAAUGCUAGGGAGGAAGGCGGGGUUGGAGGAAGGGGAUGUGCAGGAGCUUAUUGUGGAUCGACGUGGGGAUGCGCGCGAUGAAGCUGUCAAGGAGUGGAACAGGAACCACGUCGAAGCUCUGACCAAAAUGCUAGGCAUCUUUGGUACACCCGACUAUGUCCUCAACGAUGAGAUCUUCUGGGGCCAAGACCGUUUGUGGAUGUUGGAAGCGCGGGUGAAGGAGCUUUUGGAGCAUGGCGCUAAACCUCUGAAGUAUGAUUUGUAG